AAACGCAUUUACUGGUCAGAUAAUGGAUUACGUCAGUUGAAAUCUGGUGACCUUGAAGGCAAAACGAACAGAGUAGUCCGUUACCUUGGAAACGAUUCCGUGGUAGAUGGGAUCUCCAUAGACUCGGUGUCUAGGUUGCUCUUCUUCACAGAUUCGGGAUAUAGCUCUAUUUCUGUAGUAACUCUAGACGGAAAUAAUUAUCAGAAAAAGAUCAUAAAGGAAGCAGUGGAUAAGCCAAGAUCAAUUGUUUCCGAUUACGAAACUGGGGUUAUAUAUUGGACGGAUUGGGGUGAGAGUCCAAGGAUUGGAGGGCAAGUCAUGAUGGAUCAGAAAGGCAAGAUCUUAUUACGAAGGGCUUAUAUUGGCCAAACGGUCUGGCAAUAGAUUUUGAAGAAGGCAUAAUGUACUGGUGCGAUGGAAAAAGUGGUCUCAUAGAAAAGGCAAACAUAGAUGGCACGAACCGGCGAGUACUUAGCGAUCAAUUCGGAGAUGCUCAUUUCUUUGGAUUGGCAUUUGACAGAAAAAGAUUGUAUUAUACAGACUGGUCAAGAAGUUACGUGAUGGAGUUAUCGAUUCGAAGUGGUAUGCAUUACCAACUUGGCACGGAGACGUUUUCAAGAUUGAAUGGAAUAUACUUUCACAAAGGAGGACCUUAUGUGCAGGAAUCCACUGGAUGUACCUAUAAACGAGGAGGGUGCUCCCACAUAUGCUUACCUCGGCCAAAGGGAAACGUUAAAUGCCUGUGUCCUGACGGAAUGUCUUUACAAAAUGAUGACAAAGAGUGUGAAGUGGACCCACAGGACACUUCCGAACCAUUGCGAUUAUUGGUUAUAGGGAAAGUUGGUGUCGGAAAAAGUACCGUUGGUAAUGUGCUAAUCGGAAGAAAAGUAUUUGCAGUUCCUUUAGUAUUUUCCAAUGAACCUGGAACACUAAAGUCAACAGCUGUAGAAGCUACCAAUUUUCUGGGGCAACAUGUUCGCAUAAUUGAUACUCCAGGUGUGUAUGGUUCAAACCAAGAAGAAAAGACUAUCAAAAAUGAAAUAGCCAAGGGGUUGCGUCUAGCUAAACCAGGUCCUCAUGCACUUCUCUUUGUCACUAGGAUAGGAAAAUUCACAACAGAGGACGAGAAAGCUAUUGAAUUUUAUGAAAGGAAUUUUGGAAGUCAAGUUACUAAAUACAUUGUUGUCGUAUUUACUGGAAAGGAAAAAUUGGUAGGUGAAGGCAUAAAUAUUCAUGACUACGUCAAAUCACUAAACCCAAAAUCGAAACUGAAAAAUUGGAUUGAAAAAACGGAACACAGAUAUGUUGCAUUCAGUGAUACUGGUUAUAUAUUAGACCAGAAGAAAAACGUUGAGAGUCUGUUAGACAUGAUUGGAAGAAUGAUGUUAAAAAACCUAGCAAGUCCUUACUUUGGUGACACUGAAGAUGCAUUUAUAAAACAUGAAAAGGACAAAUACAAGCCAUAAAGCAGAUCCUCGUACCAUUGUUUGGCUACGUUAAAAUGUUGAU
Saccostrea cuccullata (small rock oyster) is the source of this 1509-nucleotide messenger RNA. Its product is annotated as GTPase IMAP family member 6-like. NCBI's taxonomy places the organism in Eukaryota, Metazoa, Mollusca, Bivalvia, Ostreida, Ostreidae. The transcript is spliced from 7 exons. Gene Ontology annotation, molecular function: GTP binding. The record is from RefSeq and is a predicted model, not a curated record. The coding region runs from base 402 to 1466 and encodes 354 amino acids.